GAUUCUGCUCUUUCAUUAUGCCAGUGACGACGGCCCCUGCACCUGUUAAUGUUUUCGACGAUGACGACGAGGGAUGGCAGGAUAUGCCUGUUAUCCGGGAGGACGAGCUCAAGGGCGGGCUUGAUGAAGAAGACCAAAAGCGAUACCACUAUGUACCCUCAGUCAAGGGCACCAACGCCGCCAAUGCCAUCGGCAACAUUGACGUAGAUGACCUCGGGAACGAAUGGCGGUCGAAGAUAGACCACAAUGAAAGCGAAUACACGAGAUUACGGGUAAGGGAGGAGGAUGAUAAUGACGACGUGCACCUACGGACCCGGUACCUGUUCGAUGAAGACAAGGCUAUGACCCCGCUCAGCCAGAUGCAAGCGACCAAGAAUCUGCUCACGGAAGCACAACGUAUAGCGUACGUUGGACUCUGCUCACUGACGAGCCGUGAAAUGGCCCAGGCGAUGAAGGUGGUACGACGCAAGGAGCUCAAGGCGGCGGUAGCAAACAUGGAGCUCUGGGCGAUGAAAAUAAUGGGUCGGUUAUAUUAUCAUAUGGAGCUUGAGACUCAAGAGCAAAAGAUGAUUGAGAGUCUCGGCGAACAUGGCGUACUACCUAUGGAUCUCGUCCCGGCUCUCAUGACAACGCAUACCGUCGCUAAUCCAGAGUACGAUCCUGACGCAGCUCGUCGGCGGGCGUCUCACGAGGAAGAGCCCGAAGACCAUCCUGAUACCCAUGACGACCCUCCUCUCACACCGUCCGCUUCUACUAAGCCUACUUUUCAGACGACCGCCAAAGUCCUUGAAGAUACCUCCACAAUUGCAAUACCCGGUGUAUCCACCACCCUCUCCUCGGCUGACGAAAGGGUCACUCUCGACAUUCGAUGGACGGUCCUAUGCGAUCUGUUUCUGAUCCUCAUCGCCGAUAGCGUUUAUGAUGCUCGUUCACGCGUUCUCCUCGAAAAUGUUGCACUUAAGCUUGGUCUCGGAUGGCUGGAUGUUGUCAAGUUCGAGAGUCGUGUGACUGAGGCGUUGGAAAUCCAAGAGGACGUGGAGAGAAUGGAAAAUGAGGAUAUCAUUGACAGCCGCAGAAAGGCUAAUAGAAAGAAGCGGUACAUGAUGCUGGGUCUUGCUACGCUGGGAGGUGGACUAGUCAUUGGUCUAUCUGCAGGGCUUUUGGCUCCAGUCAUAGGAGUGGGUCUAGGUGCAGCGUUCAGUACCAUUGGGAUAACAGGGACAACAGGUUUUCUUGCCGGGGCCGGAGGUGCAGCCGUUAUCACGACUGGUGGUGUACUAACGGGCAGUGGCAUUGCCGUUCGAGGGAUGAUUAACCGGACACAACAAGUUCGAACGUUCGAUCUGCUUCCUUUGCAUAAUAACAAGCGGGUGAACUGCAUCAUCACAGUUCCAGGAUUUUUGAACGGCGCCCUAGAUGACCCUCGACUACCUUUCAGUGUGUUGGAUCCCAUUGUUGGCGAUGUCUUCAGUGUUCUCUGGGAACCUGAAAUGAUUCGAGAGACUGGAAGCGCUUUGAAGAUCCUUACAGGCGAAGUUCUCAGCCAAAUCGGAGCAACGGUGUUACAGGCAACCGUCAUGACCGCCUUAAUGAGUGCCCUUCAAUGGCCAAUCAUUCUCACCAAGCUCGGCUAUCUCAUCGAUAAUCCCUGGAAUAAUGCCCUUGACAGAGCCAAGGCAGCUGGCAGUGUCCUAGCAGAUGUUUUGAUGCAGCGACAUCUAGGUGUUCGCCCCAUGACUCUCAUCGGUUACUCUCUUGGCGCUCGCGUCAUAUUCUAUGCCCUUGUUGAACUGGUCAAACAGAAGGCGUUUGGCAUCGUCCAGGAUGUCUUCAUUCUCGGAACAACGGUCACCGCAUCAUCUAAGACUUGGUGUGAGACGAGGUCGGUAGUGUCAGGCCGAUACGUCAACGCUUUCGCACGGAACGAUUGGGUGCUCAACUAUCUCUUUCGAGCUACGAGUGGGGGAGUCGGAACGGUUGCCGGACUGAGACCUGUAGAUGGUGUCCCAGGGUUGGAGAAUGUGGAUGUGACCGACAAAAUUUCAGGGCAUAUGAGUUACAGAACUUUUAUGCCUUUGAUUUUGGAUCAGUUGGGUUUCCCGGUAUCGGCAGAUUAUUUCGAUGAGCCUGAGGAACCCGAAUUCACUGAAGAUCGGGUAGUUGUACGGGAAGAGGAUACGUCGAAGAAGAAGGGAUGGUUUUCGAGGAAGUCAAAAACUUCAAAACUCCAACAUGUAUCAAGACCGCCGGGUGGACCUUCGUCAUAUUCGAGGAAACCAUCGGGACCAGCAUCAAUGCCUGCAGGUUCCGUUGACAAUGACCUCCCACCGCGAAUAGAUUCUUCCACACCCGUAGCGUCGCCCCCUUCAACGCCUCAAAGAGACACAGCAUCCCCCGGACCGGACAUUCCUAUUCAUGCUGGAUUCGAUUUUGCCGCCAUCAAAGAGAUGAUAGAAAGCUCCGAACAUCCUGAACAGGCAGUGUCAUCUGCACCGAUCGCCGCACCACCCAUUCCACCGCCAACUAACCGCACCGAAUCCAUGCCUCAGGCCAAAAGAUGGCCUUCCCUUACUCCAGGUCCAAGCACGUCGCGUAGCCCUUCUCCACCGCAAAAGGACGAGAUGAGCUCUGUAUUCUCCCGAUCCAUGUCAUUUAACGAUGCGAAUGACUCAGAUGUCGAAGAUGAGCCUUCCAGAUCACCACAUGCUUCACUGCCGUUCAGUCCACCUUCAUACUCGCAAUCUCCACCUCCGUCGUCAUUCGGUGUUAAUGAUAGCUGGUCAGGCCCUCCGUCACGUACUACAACACUAUCUUCAUUCAACAACUACAGCUAUACUCUUCCUACCUAUUCAACUUCGGCUGCGUCGCUCAGUCAGAAUCCAUUUGCGUCAUCACUGGCUACGCCACCUGAUGCGGGGGCGCUAUCUUUCGGUGAUGUGGACGGAUCUAUAACUACGGCAUCUCCUGCCGACGUCGGUGACCCCUGGAGUAUACCCACCCAUGUAGGAAGGAGAAAGAACACGGGCGGGACGGACUACAGCUCAAAUCCAUGGUCUUAAUUAUUACACACUCCUUUGCAUAAUGUAAUAGUACGGAUACAAACAUCAUUCAACUAGACGCCAUAAUAUACAUUGACACAUCUAAUGUUCUUGGAUGAAUAUUCGUGAAAGGUCAUAACUGGCGGUAGUAG
Guyanagaster necrorhizus is the source of this 3190-nucleotide messenger RNA. RefSeq names its product DUF726-domain-containing protein. The record is from RefSeq and is a predicted model, not a curated record. Lineage: Eukaryota; Fungi; Basidiomycota; Agaricomycetes; Agaricales; Physalacriaceae. The transcript has 5 exons. Bases 18 to 3059 code for a protein of 1013 amino acids.